Messenger RNA from Williopsis jadinii, 1347 nucleotides. RefSeq names its product UDP-N-acetylglucosamine--dolichyl-phosphate N-acetylglucosaminephosphotransferase (gene ALG7). The transcript has a single exon. Gene Ontology annotation, biological process: dolichol-linked oligosaccharide biosynthetic process; protein N-linked glycosylation. The coding region runs from base 1 to 1347 and encodes 448 amino acids. The record is from RefSeq and is a predicted model, not a curated record. Lineage: Eukaryota; Fungi; Ascomycota; Saccharomycetes; Phaffomycetales; Wickerhamomycetaceae. Gene Ontology annotation, molecular function: UDP-N-acetylglucosamine-dolichyl-phosphate N-acetylglucosaminephosphotransferase activity. Gene Ontology annotation, cellular component: membrane.
AUGCUUCAAUUGCUCGUUAUAUCCAUCGCCAUCGCGGCGAUUGCACUGUCAAGCGGUGCCUUCAACGCGCUGUGGACAGCUUCUGGGUUUGCGCUGAUAGGCUACGUCGUCACUGACUCGUUGAUCCCCAAGCUGGCACCGUUCUUCACGGCCAAGGGGCUGUUCGGCAAGGACAUGUCGAAGGUUGGCAAGCCGGUGAUACCGGAGACUAUAGGCGCAAUCACUGCGACGUCGUACCUGUUCCUGAUGUUCUUCUUCAUCCCGUUUGCCUUCUACAAGUACCUUGUUGUCGCUACAGUGGGCGGCGGUGAGCGUGGCGCCGGCGAGGUGCCGUCGUUAGGCAGCGACGACCAGCUGGCGCUGUUCCCUCACGACAAGCUGGCAGGGUUCCUGAGUGCGAUGCUCUGUCUCGAGAGCAUCCUGCUGCUUGGGCUUGCUGAUGACUUCUUCGAUCUCAGGUGGCGACACAAGUUCUUCCUUCCCGCCAUCGCUGCGAUCCCACUGUUGGUUGUUUACUACGUGGAUUUUGGCGUAACACACGUGUUGAUACCGUCAUGGUUGCAGCACCAUUUCAAGGACCAGACGACGAUUGAGCUUGGAUGGCUGUACUACGUAUACAUGGGCUCCGUGGCCAUCUUCUGUCCUAAUUCCAUCAACAUCCUUGCCGGAGUCAACGGGCUGGAGACCGGCCAGGCAGUCGUCAUCACAGUGCUGCUGCUGUUGAACGACCUGUGCUACUUCGUCUUUGGCUCUCAGCAGACGUGGGAGUCCCAUAUCUUCUCAGCUUCGUUGCUGAUCCCAUUCUUGGGCGUGUCGUUGACGCUGUUCAAGUACAACUGGUACCCUGCACGUGUCUUUGUCGGUGAUACCUAUUGCUACUUUGCUGGAAUGGUGUUUGCCGUUGUUGGUAUCCAGGGACACUUCUCAAAGACUCUGCUACUGUUCUUUAUCCCCCAGAUCUUCAACUUCAUCUACUCGGUGCCACAGCUGUUCAACCUGGUUCCAUGUCCAAGGCAUAGACUUCCAAGGUUCAACGAAAAGGAUGGACUGAUGUAUCCAUCGCAUGCUGUGUUUGAAAAGCAGCUGAAUCCCAUGGUGGAGAAGGCCAUGGUUGUGCUAUCCAAGCUGAAGCUGCUGGAGAUUGUCCAGAGAGAAGGACGCGUCGUCGAGUCCUCGAAUUUUACGCUGAUUAACCUGGCACUGGUCUGGUUUGGACCUUUGAGAGAGGACUCACUAUGUGCAGUGCUACUUCUUCUACAGUUCACGAUUGGGCUGGUUGCGCUGUUGGCAAGACAUACCAUUGGACCUUGGUUAUACGGAUACGACAACUUGUUCUUUUCAGCGUGA